Messenger RNA from Sodiomyces alkalinus F11, 889 nucleotides. RefSeq names its product Prefoldin beta-like protein. The record is from RefSeq and is a predicted model, not a curated record. Gene Ontology annotation, biological process: protein folding. Gene Ontology annotation, molecular function: protein folding chaperone. The transcript has 4 exons. NCBI's taxonomy places the organism in Eukaryota, Fungi, Ascomycota, Sordariomycetes, Glomerellales, Plectosphaerellaceae. The coding region runs from base 178 to 555 and encodes 125 amino acids. Gene Ontology annotation, cellular component: cytoplasm; prefoldin complex.
CAUGAUCCAUGAUUGAGGCAGGCAUAUCAAUUAUAAGCCGCCUUACGAAUUCCACGACCCGUGUGGCUCUUGCGUAUUUGUGAAACCGACGCAACUGAUUCACUUGUAUCUUUCGGUGCCGACUUGCUCUCGAAUCCCUCGCUUUGGGCUACAAGGCCCUUCUUGAUCGCAUACAAGAUGUCAACCCAAGCGGCUUCAUCUGCCGCACCACAAGGUACGAGUUCAAGAAAACAGCAAGAAAUGCAAAAUCAAUACGCCGUUUACAAAAACACCCUGCAGAAAAUUGCCCAGAAAAUCGGCGAUGUGGAGCAAGAAGCAGAAGAGCACAAACUCGUGCUAGAAACUCUGCAGCCGCUCUCCGGCGAUCGCAAAGCGUUUCGGCUCGUAAAUGGUGUUCUCAUGGAACAGACGGUAAAGGAUGUGCUACCAGCUCUCACAACCAACUCAGAGGGCCUGAGGAAGGUCCUGGAGGACCUCGUGAAACAGUACAAGACAAAGCAGGAGGAGCUAGAAAAAUGGAAGAAAAAGAACAAUAUCCAAGUUGUCCAGACAUGAGCCCAGUCUGGACGAUUAGGAUCCGGACGUUCAGAUCGGUGCUUGUGCUUUCUCCCCCGAGAUUGCUACGCCCUGGGAAGGAAACAUGCUACAAUCCAGGCAUCUGGGUUGUAAAUAGGCCGGCGUGAGCCCCUCCGGCGGCACACUGCCUGGGCAGUCUCCUAGGCUAUCUUCUACGCUAGGUUUUCGUUGGGACAGGGUCUCGAGCGAUUUCGACUAAUCCGUUUGUCCUGCGACGCUGUCGACAGAGCAGGCAAUGUGAUGGUAAACGCCGGGUUGGAAGAACCUUGUUUAUAGCCAUCCCUCUGACAGAGAAUAGACAACUGGUCAGGCU